UCUCAAAGUAAAACUAUGAUAAUAUAAAAUGUUAAAUAUUCAAUUGUUAACAAUUCGAUGUUAAGUAUUCAGAUAAAUGUUAAGUACCUGAACAGGUAACACUGAGUCUAUGAAUAUUUUCAGUCAGUCCCUUAUUUAUAAGCACCUGUGAUUCUGUGGUUUAGAGUUUCAUCCUGCAUAAGGUUCAUUUAUGAGACAACAUCCACUAGGACUACAUCUGAUCAAAGUGAGCGUGAUAAUAGGUGUUGACGUAACACAUGCUUUGCUUUGUGUGAGAUAACUAUAUUAGGAUCAGCCUGGGGUACAAAAAGCAAUGCAGUUUAGAAAUAGGCAAUAUUUUGAUUACAGAUUAGAAAGAUAGCAAUGUUUUCAGCAAUAUAGUGCAAGUGUUUUGAAGUUUAGUAAAAUCUCAUUCUAGAAAGUCAGCGAUUGACUAAGAAAAAGUUCACUUAAGAAAUAUGAGCUAUUGAAACAAUGGUCUUAUUAUUUUAAGAACAUUGAGAAGCAAUAUACCAAGAUAAUAGAGUACAAUGUUUAAGAGCCAGACUGUGGGACUGGGCUGCCUGGGUUUGAAUCCCAGAUCUGUUACUACUAGAAAUUGACUAUGCUGAUCUCGGUCAUUUCACUUGCUGCUGUGGUCUGAAUGUUUGUGUCCUGGCAAAAUUCUUAUGUUGAUACUUAAUCCUCAAUGCAAUAGUAAUAAAACGUAUCCACCUUUUAUUACAUGACCCUUUAGGGGUCAUGAGGGUGGAACUCUUACGAAAGGGAUUAGUGUCCUUGUAAAAGAGACUUGAGGGAGCUUGUUCGCCCCUUCCAUCAUGUGAAGACACAUAGAAGUCACCAUCUAUGAGAAACAGGCCCUCAUCAGACACUGAAUCUACUGGUGCCUUGAUCUUAAACCUCCCAGCCUCUUGAACUAUGAGUGAUAAACUUAUGUUGUUUAUAAAUUACUCAGUCUAAGGUAUUCUUUAGAGCAGCCCCAAUGGACUAAGACACUUACUUUUACUAAUGCCUCAAUUUCCUCAAUCAUGUGAAACGGGAUAGUGCCAACUUCAGUAACUUGCUGAAGGUAAUAAAAACUUUGUAAGCACGAGGCACUUAGAAUUGUGUCUGACUCAUUACAACCCAUAUGUAAAUGCCAGGUAUUAUCAUGAGUGUCAAGAUACAAAAUUUCUCUGGCAUUGAGAGGAUCAGCUACAAUUGUUUUAGCCCUUCCAGGACAAAGAAAAUGGUUAAACAUUGUGGCACUAUUCUACUUCCUUUUUUGCUAAUUAUACAAAACCUGUUCUGAAAAGCACAUUUCAUCGCCUGCUCAGAGGCUCCAGUUGGCGGCGAAGAGUACAUCUCCUUUCAAAUAGCUGGAUUAGGUCCUCAUGCUGCUGUGGUCAUUGCUGGUCAUCUUUGCUGCAGUCACUGAACAGGCAGAUUUGCUGACCCUUGUGGCGCCCUCUUCUGUCUUCGAAGGAGACAGCAUAGUUCUGAAAUGCCAGGGAGAACAGAACUGGAAAAUUCAGAAGAUGGCUUACCACAAGGAUAACAAAGAGUUAUCUGUUUUCAAAAAAGUCUCAGAUUUCCUUAUCCAAAGUGCAGUUUUAAGUGACAGUGGUAACUAUUUCUGUAGUAUCAAAGAAAUCUUUUUCUGGAAUAAACGCUCAAAUAUAGUAAAGAUAAAAGUCCAAGAGCUCUUUCAACAUCCUGUGCUGACAGCCAGCUCCUUCCAGCCCAUCGAAGGGGGUCCAGUGAGCCUGAAAUGUGAGACCCAGCUCUCUCCACAGAGGUUGGAUGUUCAACUCCAGUUCUGCUUCUUCAGAGAAAAUCAGGUCCUGGGGUCAAGCUGGAGCAGCUCCCCGGAGCUCCAGAUUCCUGCCAUGUGGAGUGAAGACACGGGAUCUUACUGGUGUGAGGCAGAAACGGUGACUCACAGGAUCAGAAAACAGAGCCUCCAAUUCCAGAUUCACGUGCAAAGAAUCCCCAUCUCUAAAGUAAGCUUGGAGACCCGGGCCCCCGGGGGACAGGUGACUGAAGGACAAAAACUGAUCUUGCUCUGCUCAGUGACUGCGGGUACAGGAAAUGUCACAUUCUCCUGGUACAGAGAGGCCACAGGAACCAGUCUGGGAAUGAAAACCCAGCAUUCCCUGUCAGCAGAGCUGGAGAUCCCAGCUGUGAAGGAGAGUGAUGCCGGCAAAUAUUACUGUAGAGCUGACAACGGCCAUGAGUCUAUCCAGAGCAAAGUGGUGAAUAUCCCUGUGAGAAUUCCAGUGUCUCGCCCCGUCCUCACCCUCAGGUCUCCUGGGGCCCAGACUGCAGUGGGGGACCUGCUGGAGCUUCACUGUGAGGCCCUGAGAGGCUCUCCCCCAAUCCUGUACCGAUUUUAUCAUGAGGAUGUCACCCUGGGGAACAGCUCGGCCCCCUCUGGAGGAGGGGCCCCCUUCAACCUCUCUCUGACUGCAGAACAUUCUGGAAACUACUCCUGUGAGGCUGACAAUGGCCUGGGGGCCCAGCACAGUGAAGCAGUGCCAGUCUCCAUCUCAGGACCUGAUGGCCACAGAAGAGACCUCAUGACAGCCAGAGUUCUCUGGGGACUGUUUGGUGUCCUUGUUUUCAUUGGUGUUGCUUUGCUGUUGUAUUCCUUGUUCCACAAGAUAUCAGCCACCUUCUUUAUGAAAAGAGCAAUGACUCCUUGAAUUCUUGGAUCCAUGAUAUAGACCAUAAGAAGCCAUCUUUACCCACAUGUCUGGCCGUUGAUGCUGGCUAUAGUUUGCAGUUUCAGCUAAGAGUCAAUUAGAGCACGUAUAUGCAGCCUCUCAACAUGGCCUGGAUUUCCUCACAGCAUGAUGACCUUAAAGUAGUCAAACUUUUAACAUGUUGGUUCAGGCUCCAAAAAGCAAGUGUGAUAAGAAAGUCGCAACACAUUUAAUCAAUGAAUUCCAAAAAGUAUGAUGUUGUGUCACUUCUACGGCAAUUUUAUUAUGUCCUCGUGCUUCAAACUUGCCCAGGUAUCAGUGGAGAGGGCACAGACUUCAUCUCUAAAUGGGAGAAUGGUCAAAGAAUUUUAAAACAUAUUUUUAAAAUUUCCACAUAUAACACCAUGAGUUCGAAACUGCUGUGUCUCCAAACCCCAAAACACUGUCAAAAGCACAAGACUCUUGGUGUUCUCUCUGCAAUCAGUAAAUGCUCCAUGGAACAAAUGAUUUCAGAAGUUAGGUUUUUCUCCCUGCGCCCCUCUCCAUCUUUUGUUGAAGAUUUUUGUGGUUGGCCUGUAGUUUUCUUUUUUGAUUGUAUUCAUGUCUGAUUUUGGUAUCAGGGUAAUUCUAUCCUUGUAGAAUGGGUUAGAGAGAAUUCCCCUGUCUUCAAUUUUUUUGGAAUGAUUUGAGGAGGAUUUGUAUUAAUUCUUUAUACAUUUGGUAGAAUUUGGCAGUAAAUCCAUCCAGUCCUCGACUUUUCUUUGUUAGAAAGCUGAUUAUUAAUGGUUCAAUCUUGCCACUCAUUAUUGGUUUACUCAGG
Molecule: messenger RNA, 3504 nt
Organism: Rhinopithecus roxellana (golden snub-nosed monkey)
Lineage: Eukaryota; Metazoa; Chordata; Mammalia; Primates; Cercopithecidae
Product: Fc receptor-like protein 2
Exons: 8
Coding region: 1374-2684 (436 amino acids)
Biological process (GO): cell surface receptor signaling pathway
Molecular function (GO): transmembrane signaling receptor activity
Source: RefSeq, a predicted model, not a curated record